Messenger RNA from Alternaria burnsii, 744 nucleotides. RefSeq lists its product as uncharacterized. The transcript has a single exon. The coding region runs from base 1 to 744 and encodes 247 amino acids. The record is from RefSeq and is a predicted model, not a curated record. NCBI's taxonomy places the organism in Eukaryota, Fungi, Ascomycota, Dothideomycetes, Pleosporales, Pleosporaceae.
AUGUGGUCUUCAGAUGACUCUGGCUCUGACUACGACUUCGGCGGCACCUGGAAUGACUUCAAGGGCACCUGGAAUGACUACAACUGUAUCUGGGGUGAUUAUGGCUUUGGAUACGACGACUAUGACUACGGAGGGCCAUUUCCACUAGACUUCCUUCCUUUCCGUAACCUUUGCGAGGCUGCGAUUGGCUAUCUCGAUACCCAGAAAGAGUACUCUCUAUAUGAUUCGACAAUGAUCGAGUUCAUUGCCAUUGCUGAAGCUGGUACCUCCGCUAUGACCUGGGUGUAUGAGCUAAAGUUCUACAAAUUCCUCUAUCUACCACCUGAGCUACGCUUCAAUGUGUAUACUCAUUUGUUGAAGGCUGCGCACAGCUACCAGGAGCUAGCGAAACAUUUGCACGUCGACCGGUUCAACAAUCCAUGUUGCACCUGGCGCUGGCCCAACGAACUCACCAUUUGCGACCGGCAUUCAGGAAACGAGCUACCCACGGCGGAGUAUGCGCCCUGGCUCCCUGAUCUCGCCUUCACAAACAAGCAGGUACUGGGAGAAGUCACCAUAUGCAUGCUCUCGACAACGAAAUGGUUCGACUUCAAGUACGAGGAACACAAGCCUUCCAAGAUUGUCCGUUUGUUCACAGACUUCCCCUCCACUUUCCCCACGGUCAUGGUCAACGGCGUGGCUACCACCGAAGCCUUUGCAGCUAUCAAGUGUAUCUAUUUCCCACACGAGUGCAAGUAUAACUAA